AUGGUUGUGAAGCGUAGACAUGACCCGACGGAGUACAAGACGACGACGGGACCGAUGGAGAACGCGGAUCUUCCGGUACAAGCGUGGAAGAUACAGGAACAGGGGUUGCCGUUCGCGGAGCUGAAGAUACCGAAGGCGUACAACUACGUCGGGAAGAAGCCGCCUGGACAGUUCGGUUGCAGCAGAUGCGGAAGAUCGUACAUGAGGAAGGACUCGUUGCAACGGCACGUGCACUGGGAGUGCGGCAAGGAACCGCAGUUUCAGUGCCCGUUCUGUCCGCAGCGUUGCAAACGGAAGGCCCAUUGGCUGAGGCACAUACGCCGUCAGCACAUCGACAAGAUAGGGGACGUCGAGUCCUAUCUGCUUGCCUACACGCCGAAACUUGAGAUUCUCUGA
This is a messenger RNA of Dufourea novaeangliae, 396 nucleotides long. Its product is annotated as zinc finger protein 771-like. The transcript has 2 exons. The record is from RefSeq and is a predicted model, not a curated record. NCBI's taxonomy places the organism in Eukaryota, Metazoa, Arthropoda, Insecta, Hymenoptera, Halictidae. The coding region runs from base 1 to 396 and encodes 131 amino acids.